AUGACCGAUAGCUCCAGCAGCAUCAACCCCAUCAUUAACAGCAUCGUCCUGCAUCCUCCACUGCGAGACAUCACAUCGUCACCUCAGCAAGUGUCCAGUCUUCAGCGGUCUCGCACCAGAUCAGAGGGCAUACAUCCUCCGUGUGCACAUCCACAACAGACUGCCGAAUCUGCAAGUGGAGGCAUCAUACUCUUCUGCACAGAUCCAGUGAGACGAACCGCUCUGAUUGUUAAUUCCUCUACAUGCGAUCUGACGGCCACCGCUCAAAUUAACGUACUCAACAUUCUCAGACAACCUGUCAGAUGCCGAGUACUUCUAGACACGCGGUCGACCACCAAUUUCAUUAGACAAGGUCUGGCAGUCUCGCUGAAUCUACCACUGAAGCCAUUUGCUGUACACAUUGGAGCUCUGAACGACACCAACACAUCAACAAGAUACUUGGUUAGAGCAACGAUACGUUCUCGGAUAAGUGAGUAUGAGAGGACACUUGACUUUUUAACAUUUUCUGUCAUCACACAAGCCAUUCCCGAUCAAUCUCUAGACCACAAAAAGAUAAGGAUUCCAGUCAAUAUAAUCCUUGCUGAUCCUGAUUUUCAUUGUCCUGCAUCCGUCGACAUGCUCCUUGGAUCAGAGCUAACACUCUCACUUCUCGGUGAAGGCAAAAGAAAACUCACGCCAGCGGAUCAAUUAGAGCUGUAUUUUCAGCAGACUCUGCUCGGCUGGGAGAACGUCAAACGCGAUAAUUGCGGCAGGUACAUUGUCGCUUUGCUGUUUAACGGAAAAAAAGCUCUGAUCGGAGAAUCAAGAUCAAGAGCUUUUUGCCGACUGAAGUCAUUGGAACGAAGGCUGGAUGGAAAUGCUGAGCUCAAAGGACAUUAUCAUGCUGUCAUCCAGGAAUACCUCGACCUUGGCCACCCCACAGAAGUCACGGGAAGAGACUUAUCACAAUUUGGGUAUUAUCUGCCACAUCAUGCUGUGAUAAACGAGAGCAGCACCACAACCAAGGUCCGUGCUGUCUUUGACGGCUCAUCGAAGACCAACACCGGAGUGUCUCUGAACGAGACUCUACAUGUCGGACCUACAAUCCAAGACGACAUAUUCUCGCUCCUUCUCCGGUUCCGUCUGUAUCCAUAUGUGCUUACAGGUGAUAUCGAGAAGAUGUGCAGGCAAGUUCUCGUACGUCCUGAAGAUCGACUAUAUCAGCGAAUCCUGUGGCACAAUGGAAAGGAGCCAGUGAGAACCUUUGAACUAAACACGGUGACAUUUGGACUCUCGGCAGCUCCAUACCUGGCAAUUCGAUGUCUUCAUCAACUUGCCAACGAUGAGGGCCAUCGGUACCCAGUCGCAGCAAAGGUACUCCAGCGUGACCUGUACGUCGAUGAUCUGCUCACUGGGACACAGACAAGAGAAGAAGCUGUUCAAUUGCGAGAACGUCUCAAUAAUUUAGUGAAGCUUGGCGGAUUCAACCUCAGACAAGUUAAUCGACAUCUGCAGAUUGGAGACUCUACCACCUUAAAAAGUCUGGGGAUUUACUGGAACUCCGCAGGGGACACCGUCACGUAUACAGCUAAGAUAUCAACGAAUGCCAUAAUUACCAAGCGCUUCGUUUUAUCCGAAACUGCAAAAAUCUUCGAUCCUCUUGGUCUUCUAUCACCAGUUGUCAAUAGACCCAAGAUGAUCACGCAAAAAAUCUGGACGCUGAAAAUAGGCUGGGACACACCACUUCCAUCUGAGGUUCAAAACGAAUGGUUUCAAUUCUACGAUCAACUUCACUUGAUCAGCAAGAUGACCUUCCCACGCCUGGUACUCCAAGAAAGGUUCAGAGAAAUCCAACUUCAUGGAUUCAGCGAUGCCAGCGAAGAAGCCUAUGGAGCAUGUGUCUACCUUCGUUCAGGAGGAAGUAAUGGGGAGGUCAACACUGCACUGCUUUGUGCAAAGUCUCGUGUUGCGCCUCUCAAACGAUUAGCUAUUCCGAAACUCGAACUUUGUGGGGCACAGUUGCUCAUCAAGCUCAUGCAAGAGAAUACGAGUCCUCGAGUAUUUAUUAUCUCGUGGAUUCGUAUUACAUCGCACGAUGACGCGCUGGAGGCCAGUUCGACGCGUAAAGCGCUGACGCUGCGCCCCAGUUAUCUACAUAUGUUGAAUAUACGUGGAUUUAUCCACAUAUAUUCAUGUCUUUUAUUUGUCUUUCUUCAUAUGUUUUGCAUUCCGAAUAAUACGUGCCACUUUCGUGUCCUCGUAUUCUCUGGAUUAGAAAACUCUAACGUUAUGGAAUUUCGGGGCAUAACACAUCAAUUACAGACCUUCGUCUCCAAUCGUGUGGCAAACAUUCAGGCAAGUUCUGAACCAGCUGAUUGGAGACACGUAAGGACUCAUGAGAAUCCAACUGAUCUCGUAUCCCGUGGACAGGACAUCAAGGAUUUCAUCACCUCCAAUAUUUGGUUUGAGGGUCCCUCGUGGCUUCAAGCAGAGGAAAACAGGUGGCCGGCUAUGGAUCUCCAAUUUUCACGUCCACCAUCAGAGAUGAAGAAGAGAUUUUGUCAUGUGGCCUAUAGUGGACGACAGCAACAUCCUCUGCAAUGGUACUCUUCCAUUUUGAAAUUACAAAGGGUAAUUGCUGUCUGUCUACGUUUUAGAAUGAAGAGGAAGGACGCCCUCGCAGCAGAUGAGCUGAUCACCGCUCAACAGGCCAUAAUAUAUUGGCUGCAAGCAGAGGCUCUUCAUUCCCUUAAACGUGCUCUCGAAAGUACUGCGGACAAAGGAGCGAAAAACGGAGAAUUGGCCAAGGUUUCCAAACUGAGCCCAUUUUUGGAUAAGGAUGGACUCAUCAAAGUGGGAGGCAGACUACAAAGGGCUAUGAUUCCAUAUGAACAACGUCAUCCGAUCAUUCUGCCUAAGUCUCAUCCAGUCACCAACCUUAUCAUUGAGGAAGCCCACGUGUCCCAGCUACAUGCUAGCCAUCAAGCAACACUCUACUACAUUAGACAACAGUACUGGCCACUGGACGGUCGAAACUCGGUGCGCCGUAUCAUUCAUAAGUGCAAUGAUAUGCACUUAGGCAAUGAUAUGCACGAGGCUCAAUCCACCAGCAGUCGAUUAUGUCAUGGGCAAUCUACCGACAGCCAGAGUCACGGAGUCAUGCCCAUUUACAAACGUCUAUGUCGCUGUUUUCGUGUGCCUUGCGUAAAGGCCGUCCAUCUGGAGGUCGUAAGUGAUCUCACAACGGAGGCUUUCUUCGCGGCCCUACGGAGAUUCAUCACCGGACGCGGAUGCUGCCGAAAUAUUCUCUCGGACAACGGCACAAACUUCAUCGGUGCCAAUAACGCACUGAAGGAGAUAUAUGAACUCUUCAAGUCGGAAGAGCAUCAGAAGACACUCCAGUCGUGGUUGACAACAAAGCAUAUUCACUAG
Molecule: messenger RNA, 3411 nt
Organism: Diachasmimorpha longicaudata
Lineage: Eukaryota; Metazoa; Arthropoda; Insecta; Hymenoptera; Braconidae
Exons: 7
Coding region: 1-3411 (1136 amino acids)
Molecular function (GO): nucleic acid binding
Source: RefSeq, a predicted model, not a curated record